This is a messenger RNA of Acipenser ruthenus (sterlet), 2251 nucleotides long. Its product is annotated as 52 kDa repressor of the inhibitor of the protein kinase-like. Lineage: Eukaryota; Metazoa; Chordata; Actinopteri; Acipenseriformes; Acipenseridae. The transcript has 4 exons. The record is from RefSeq and is a predicted model, not a curated record. Gene Ontology annotation, molecular function: sequence-specific DNA binding. Bases 229 to 1074 code for a protein of 281 amino acids.
GGGCUCGUAGGAAGCAUAGUCGCCAUUUUGGCUCAAAGCUAAGUUCUAGCUUUUGCUUGGUUUAUAAACGUUACCUUACUUUUUAUAUUAUUUCUUUUAAUAUCCUGUUGUGACACAGUCUGUCUAAUAUUGGUGAUACUGGAUAUUGAUUUGCCUUUUUUGUUAAUUAAUAUAGCGGAUAACACUUUCUAACUUGUGUGUUUUACUUAAGUAGGAUCAGGUGAAAACAUGGGAGGAUGCUCGGCACCGAAUUGCUCAAAUUCAACGACAAUUGGAAAGCAGUUAUUUCGUUUCCCAAAAGACCCAGUAAGAAUGAAAAAAUGGGUGAUUAAUUGUCGGCGAGAUUUUAUACCUACCACAUGUUCCAGGUUAUGCGAGGAUCACUUUGAGCUGAGCCAGUUCGAAGAAAUCGCAAGAUCUCCUGCAGGAGGAAAGAAGCUAAAGCCAAAUGCUAUCCCUACAGUAUUUGAUGUGCCUGAUCCACCUUCACCCAUCCUUAUGAAAGAAGUGAAAAUAAAAUUGGACUAUGCUGGUAAGAGGACUCGUGGCGAUCAUGGUUAUGCUCGGAAGCAACUAUGCAGUGAAACUGGAGAGCCUGAAAACAAUGAGGAGAACAAUAAAGAAGAUUACAGCUGUAGGGAGUGUGAUCGGUUCAAGGCACAUUUGGAACAGCAAUAUCUGAACAAUGCUAUAUUGCAAAGACAGGUUGAAGAAAUGAAGAAAAAACUAAAUAAACUGAAUAAAAUAGAAAAAAGCCUGCAAAAUUUUCUGUUUGAUGAUCAGAUACGUGCCCUCUCGCUAACAAAGCGUUCCAGGCGUGCUGUGUGGUCACAGAACACCGUACAAUCUGCUCGACGGAUCAGAGCUGCCGUAGGAGGGAAAGGUUAUGAGUUUUUAAGAGAAUUAGGCUAUCCACUCCCUUCAUACAGGACUCUGUGUAACAGAGUUGAACCCACUAUUAUCGCGCCACCUGCAGUACCAGAAGAGAUGGCAGAGAUUUGUGCUGAAACUCAGGAAAAAUGUGCUCUCGCUCUCCUGCUAAGUUCUAGCCCUGGUACUGUUGUUAGGAGUUAGAGAUGGUAGGAUGAUACAUUGAAUUUGGACAUAGAGCCCUAUUCAUGAGCAGUAUUUGUUGAAAAACUGUUUUUUUGAAAGGCAGUUUUGAUUAAGAAAAUAAGGUUUUUGAUUACCUUUCUUGGCUGUUUCAAACAAACUGUAGUUUAUUGUUAUGUUUCCAAACACUUAGCCAUUGAGAGCAUUUAAAAAUGUUUAAAAAAAAAAAAAUAAUAAUAAUAAUAAUAAAAUACAAAAAAAAUGUUAGUUCAAGUCAAUACAUUUCUGUUGGCAGACUUGAGGCUGUUGAACACUGCUUUCAGAGCUGGAAAUAUAAUUUAGUAUAUUUUCCUCAUAUCAAGCAAUGUAAAUUAUACCUUAAUCAUAGUAUGGCUAGAGUUGGGUACUUUUUAAAUCCAAAUCCAAACAAUGUUUAAAAUAUGUUUAGUUAUGACGUGGCAUUUUAUAUCGCUAACAUUUGGAAAAUGUCUGUUCAGAAUAAACAAGUGUGGUGACUAGCCAUUUUAAUGCUUUAAAUAGCUUGGGGCUUCCAGGGUUACAAAGAGAAAAUAAAAAAGUGCAGCUAUGUAACAUUCUGCUAUUGCUGAGACUUUGCCAGUUCAGCCAUCACUGCUGCUCGUUUUUAUGCUGAUUUUUUUUUUUUUUUUUUUUUUGAUAAUUACUGUCACAUUUUGGCUUCUGUAAAUGGCAGAGGUAUGUUUAAAGCUUAGCUGUUUGUACGUUAAUAUGCACAAUUGGCUGUCUGUUAUGGGCUGUUCUGUCGCAAAAUAUAUGUAAAAAAAAAAAGGAGAUGUGGAAGCGAGGGUAUAAAAGGUUACACAUUUUCCUUAACACAAACAUUUGGUUUGAAAGGUAAGCUGAUUUGGUCAUUUUUACCAAAUUAUAUAGUCCACCUUCCUAUGAAAAAAUGUUGACGAGAUAUGGGGGAAAAAAUAUAUACUGCAAUAUCAAUUAUAUUAUACUGUAAUAUCAAGUAAUAUACCUGAUGGGCGUUAAAACCAUGCUAUGUAAAACACCUGUGUAACUUUGUGUGUGUGCGUGUGUGUACUGGAAAAUAAACGUGUCAUUGAGGGGCAGUGUGGUUUUGUCCUGUGUUGUAUGUGAAUCGGUACCCUGUCAUUACGUGCAUGUCCGUUCUCUGUUAUAAUAAACUCUUUGGUCACUUGGCACCUAUUCA